Molecule: messenger RNA, 612 nt
Organism: Symbiodinium sp. CCMP2456
Lineage: Eukaryota; Dinophyceae; Suessiales; Symbiodiniaceae
Source: the annotation of a GenBank genome assembly
AUGUGCAAGCACUACAAGACGGACCAGUGCUGGCGAGGGCAAGAGUGCACCUACGCUCACAGCCUGGAGGAACUUCAUCCGGCCUCGCCGGACCUCCCGCGGGUGGAGGUGAAGGAAACGAAUGCCUUGGCCGAGCAGCAGAAGGUGGAAGACAGCGCCCCAGAUGUCCGACUGAAGAAGAAGAAGGAGCUGUGCAACAAGUGGAAGAAUGGUCAAGAUUGCGUGCUCGGAAGAGCUUGUCCCUAUGCUCACGGAGAGAAAGAGCUGGGAACAGUGGAGCUUGUGGUCUGUGGGCGCGUGAAGACAAGAAUCUGCAAGUUCUGGACGACGGGAAGCUGCAUGUUCCUCGGCAAUUGCGUCAACGCGCAUGGCGAGAAGGAGCUCGGCACGAAGAGGCCUGACUUCAUGACGCCUCCCAUGAAGAAGCGAAGGGAAGGAGAGCUUGAAGCUCAGCUUUUGUUUCCCAAUCGUUUUCUGACCCUCUUCGGCUCUGUAAGGUCCAUUGACGAGUUCCGAGAGCAAGUCAUCGCCAAAAAGGGCGGCAAGGGCAAGGGAAGGCGACUGGUCUCUCUGAUGGGCAUGCUGAAGAAAUUCUCAUCAUGCCUGUGCUGA